Messenger RNA from Pararge aegeria (speckled wood butterfly), 2746 nucleotides. RefSeq lists its product as uncharacterized. The transcript has 16 exons. Gene Ontology annotation, molecular function: aldose reductase (NADPH) activity. Gene Ontology annotation, cellular component: cytosol. Lineage: Eukaryota; Metazoa; Arthropoda; Insecta; Lepidoptera; Nymphalidae. The coding region runs from base 36 to 2084 and encodes 682 amino acids. The record is from RefSeq and is a predicted model, not a curated record.
UGGACCUGGCGAUAUGAAGUCAUCAGUUCACUUCUAUGAACAGUAAAAAUACCUACGACAAAAAAAUGUUGGUUCUUAUUAAUAUUGCAAUAUUUUUCGCCGCUGUUGUGGGUCAUAAUAUUCCGGCCUGCAGAGCGCCUGCGUAUAGACUGAACGAUGGCAACCACAUGCCAAGAUUUGGCUUCGGGACUUGGCUUGGAUUUGAUAACAACCAGGUCCCGGUUCCUGUGACGGACGACUCGGUGCAGAAGGCCGUGGAACUGGCCUUGGAAGCGGGCUACCGGCACAUCGACACCGCAGCUAUCUACGACGAUGAGGAUCAGGUGGGAAAAGCGGUGAGCAAUAAGAUUGAAGAAGGCGUGGUGAAGCGGGACGAGGUGUUCAUAACCACAAAGCUGUGGAACGACAAGCACGCCUGCGAUUCCGUCGUGCCCGCCCUACAGGAGUCUCUGCAGAAGCUCAACACGUCGUACGUGGACCUGUUCCUCAUGCAUUGGCCCUUCGCUACUGAGAGCAAAUUUUCGAUGAAGUUCGUGGAAACAGACUAUCUGGAAACCUGGCAGGGCAUGGUGGAGGCCAAGAAGCUUGGUUUGGCCAAGUCAAUCGGCGUGUGCAAUUUCAACUUGGGGCAGUUGCAGCGGCUGUGGAACAACAGUGAUGUGAAACCUGCAGUGUUGCAAGUUGAGACAAACCUCAACAUCCAACAGCCUGAACUCCGCGAGUUCUGCCACAACCACGACAUCGCGGUCAUGGGCUACACGCCUUUCGGAUCCCUCUUUCCCAGCAGAGCCCGGCCGGGUGCUCCCCCUCCAAGAGUCGACGACCCACACCUGGUCGCCAUCGCGCAAAAGUAUAAUAAGACUGUGCCGCAGGUUGUGCUCAGAUAUCUGUUCGAGCUGGGCGUGACCCCGAUCCCCAAGUCGGUCACAAAGACCCGCAUUGAAGAGAACCUGGACAUCUUCAACUUCCAGCUGGACGAGUUCGACCGGCAGCACCUAAAGACCUACCACAGGAACUAUCGCGUCGUCGAUGUCAAGUUCUUCAGCGAAGCCACUUAUUAUCCGUUUAUCUACUUACAAAUGUGGCCUUUUAUCAAUAUCGUUAUAUUUUUCGCCGCCGUUGUUGGCCAUAAUAUUCCGGCCUGCAAAGCGCCAUCGUACAGACUGAACGAUGGAAACCACAUGCCUAGAUUUGGCUUCGGGACGUGGCUUGGAUUGGAUAAAGAUGAGCUCCCGAUUCCUGUAAUGGAUGACUCGGUGCAGAAAGCUGUGGAGCUGGCCAUAGACGCGGGGUACCGCCACAUCGACACCGCCAGCAGCUAUGAUGACGAGGAUCAGGUGGGCAGAGCGGUGAACAAAAAGAUUGCAGAAGGCGCGGUGAAGAGAGAAGAUCUCUACAUAACCACGAAGUUAUGGAAUGACAAACACGCACGCGAGGCUGUGGUGCCCGCGUUAAGAGAGUCUCUGCAUAAGCUAAACCUGACCUAUGUGGAUCUAUACCUCAUUCAUUUCCCAGUAGCUACUAAGACCAAGGCUUACAAGCCCUUCGUGGAAAUAGACUUUCUGGAAACCUGGCAGGGCAUGGUAGAAGCUAAGGUACUUGGCUUAGCCAAGUCUAUCGGCGUGUGCAACUUCAACUUGACACAGAUGGAGCGGCUGUGGACCAGCAGUGAUGUGAAACCUGCCGUGCUACAAAUAGAGACAAACCUCAACAUCCAACAGCCUGAGCUCAGAGAGUACUGCCACAAUAACGACAUCACAGUCAUGGGCUACACCCCCUUCGGAUCCCUCUUCCCCAGCAGGGCCCGGCCUGAUGCUCCCCCACCGAGAGUUGAUGACCCGUCUCUCCAAGCAAUCGCCCAAAAAUACAAUAAGACUGUACCGCAAGUUGUCUUGAGGUAUUUGUUCGAGCUGGGCGUGACCCCGAUCCCGAAGUCGGUCACCAAGUCCCGCAUUGAAGGGAACCUGGACAUCUUCAACUUCCAGCUGGACGAGUUCGACCGGCAGCACCUACAGACCUACCACAGCAACUACCGCGUCGUCGAUGUCAAGUUCUUCAGCGAAUCCACUUAUUAUCCGUUUUAGAAAAUUUUCGUUUGACGACCAAACAUAAUGUGUAAUUAAGUAGUAUGGCAGUGUCAUGAAUGUGUGCGGUUGUUUGUUGCGCACCGUUACUUUCAAUGUUAUCUGUCAUUUCAAUGAGUAAACGAAUUAUUGGACUUUACUUAAAACUAUGUAAUGCCUAACCAUUAUACGUUGUGAAACCUGAUCACAUGAGGAUGUUCGGAUAUCGGAGCGAAACGGGGCUUGUUCUGGAAAAUCUGUAUAAAGAAUGAAGAAUAUCAACUUUAAUUACCUCAUCAAUUUGUCUGGUGCUUGCAGAAUAAAGCGAACUAAAAUUAAGGUCCAAUACGAUUUUUGUACUAACAUUGAAUCCAAGAUUUAGGUAAGUCUACGGUGACUGUGAUGGAUCGUUCAUAAGAAUUAUAAUAAUAAUAAUAUUUUUAACUUCUUUGAAAUUUAACACGCUCGAAAACAUAUUAUAGACAGGGUAAAACAAAAUACAAUCAAUUAUUGUCUAAAAUCCCUAUCCCUUAAAGAUUUUAGACAAUAAUUGAAUAAUUCCCACCGAGGCAUUAUGGUCUCAAUUAUGGUCAAAGUUUUAAAAAAAGAUUGUUUUUUGGUUCAACAGAGAUCCGUAAAAUUAGAAAACGUACACUUAGGAAGUAAUAGUUUGUAAUAGUUCU